GGUGGCGCCGCAGCGCCAUCUAUUUCAAAUAAACACCUCGCCCUUGUCUCUCAUGAUGUCAUGAUGAGAGGAAAAGCUGUGUGAAAAGUGCGUGGAAAAGUGUCGGAAAAGCCGGUUUCGUGUUUGCGCUUUUGCCAUGCAUCAUGGCAAUGUUGGUUCAAAAUAUAAACGGACACAUCCAGAAUCAGUUAACGCGCUCGCUGGAGAAGAUCCUCGACGAUGCGAACCAAAGUGGCGAACUCAAGUUGAGCAACCGAAAACUCAAAGAUUUCCCCAAAACCAGUGAAAAGUACAAUUUACGUGAUACCGUCAUAGCAGACUUGUCAAAAAACCGCUUCAGCGAACUUCCCGAAGAAGUAACAACGUUCCAUUUUUUAGAAAAACUCCACUGUUAUCACAACGCAAUACGAUACAUCCCUGAUAGCAUAAUCAACUUGCAAUGCCUAGUUUUCGUCGAUUUGAGCCGAAAUCAAUUGACUUCGCUUCCGCGCGAGCUGUGCCAACUGCCGAUCAAAAUUCUUCUCGUUUCAAACAACAAUUUAACGCAAUUACCCGACGAACUUAACCGUAUGUCGCAAUUGACUGAACUCGAUGCCUCUUGUAACCAACUAACCCAUCUGCCGCCUCGUCUGGGCGACCUCCGCUCUCUCCAAUCGCUAGUCCUCCGUAACAACCUCCUCCUAGCUGUGCCCAUCGAAGUGACCUUCCUUAAACUGGUGAGGCUGGACUUGAGGGCUAACCGCAUCGGCACCCUCCCCAUAGAGGUGCGGGAUAUGGCCACGUUGAUCGAACUCCUGGUGGAGGAUAACCCUUUGACGAGUCCACCGGCGAGUCUAUGUCGUCGGGGACGUGUCCAUAUCUUCAAGUAUCUGGAUAAUGAGGCGGUGAGGUUGGAUAGGAAGACAGGUGGUGGUGGGACGCUUGGCCGAAGGUCGAGGAAAAGUGGUGGCGCUGGGUCGUCGCCAGGACCACCACUUCUGGUCGAUAGGUUGAAGCAUAAAAGACAGAACGUUGAUAGUGGGUAUAGUACGAGUAGCGAUGGGUUCGAGAAGAGGUGGAGUCAGGAUAUGGAAGAGAAGAGCUGGAUGUCGACGCCGUUGUUGACGAGGACGGAGACGAAUGGAACGCACUCGAUUUUAUCGACGCCGUCGACGGCGUCUCCAGCGCCGGACAACGAGGAAGAUGUGGAUGGGGUGAGGUUGAGUCCGAGCGAUGGCUUUGGGACCUGUAACGGGAACAACGAAGAAGAGAAGGUGGUCAAACCGCUGCACCAAAUACAAACUUACAAAGAAUACAAAGACGCCUUAAAGCAACAAAGGGCCCACGACGUGCCUGCGAUUUAUCGAACGAAAAACCCCGACGAUCAAACAACGUACAAAACCGAACCGAACACACCGACCCAUCACGCACAUGGUUCUUUGGCGACGUCUAAAUCGGAUCCAACACCGUUGAAUGCGGUAUUGAGCGGCGCCAAAUACGUCUUCGACGACACGAAAAAAACCGAAAAGACCUCACCUUACAAAAGUUACUCACCGAUUCAUAACGGAAACAAUACGAACAAUAAAUACAUCCAAGAUUACGUCAAGCCAAAGUCACCCGUUAAAGGAAAAACGGGAAUUUUAUCGCACGAUAACGUGCCUGGAUGCAACGCUAACGGAAUAACAGGGAAUCGGACGACGAGUCCUCGACUUUACAUGAACGGAGCUAACGACAAUAAUAUCAAGGGAUUGAACGGAGUCAAGACGAAUCGAACGAUUAGUUGGAACAAGGAGGUGCCUGUUGAGAAAAUGACGUUCACGAUGAGGAGGGAGAUCGACAAGGCGCGGGAGGAGACGGAUUUAAUCAAUCAGUUGCGAAAUAUUAUUGAAACUCGAUUGAAAAUGACUCUUCCGGAAGAUUUAGCACCGGCGUUGACUGAUGGUGUUGUGCUGUGUCAUUUGGCCAAUCAUAUCAAACCCAGGUCCGUGGCAAGCAUCCAUGUGCCGUCGCCGGCCGUUCCGAAACUAACAAUGGCCCGAUGCCGGCGCAACGUGGACAACUUCAUCGAAGCCUGCCGGAAAAUUGGCGUAGACGAGAAUAUGGUGUGCUGUGCCGCCGAUGUCCUUGAAGGAAGAGGGUUAGUUCAAAUAGCAAUAACAGUGACCGAACUUCUGCGGUUUCACUCGCCAAGGUCGCCUCUCCACAACCCCAUCUCUACGGUAAUUUAAGACAAGAAAAAAGUGUAAUUAUAUUAUUUAAUUUCUACUCGUAAUAUUUACUCGACUGUUUUCUUUUUGUAGAAUUUUUAAUUCGCUCUCUUUCGUACUUAUUAAGGUUAGGUGUGUCGUUUAGUCUGCGGUCCGCGCGAUUAAAUUCUAAAUCGGGUUGGAGGUUUGAUCUCACAGAUGUAAUCCAAAGAACGAAACCUUCAACGAAAAUAUCAAAAUUUUGAUGUUUUGUUUCGUUUGCUCAAUCUACAAGCUUUUUAUAAAUUUUUUUGCUAGACAAUAAUAAUUAAUCAAAAUCACGUCGGGUUCUGGUGAUUGACCAUUCCAUAAAUAGGUGCCAUGUAAUAAGAGGACACGACGCCAGGACUGACCGGUAGGUAGUUUCCGAUUUUGUGCCAAAGAUUUUUGGGAUUUGACGUGUCAUAGAAGGAACGGGGGUUAGUCGAAUUUUUUUGAAAAUUUACAGUAAAUGUGUCAAUUUUCGGUGUUUUGGAGAAUCGAAUUGCCGUUCGAGAAGCCUAUCUGUAUAUACGAAUAUACGCAAUGUAAGGAUGUAUUCGUUAGAAUAAAUUACUUAGGUUGUUUCUUCGAAAACGUGAAAACUGUGCGAAAGACUGGGUACUUAUCAACUGCAUUUUUAGUUUGAUUUUUAGCAAUUCUAGGUUAAGACGCACAGUUCAUUUAUCUUGUAUCUAGUCAAUUAAUAAAAUAUUUUUUACUUCA
This is a messenger RNA of Tribolium castaneum (red flour beetle), 2930 nucleotides long. RefSeq names its product Leucine-rich-repeats and calponin homology domain protein (gene Lrch). Gene Ontology annotation, molecular function: protein binding. The transcript is spliced from 7 exons. Lineage: Eukaryota; Metazoa; Arthropoda; Insecta; Coleoptera; Tenebrionidae. Bases 144 to 2207 code for a protein of 687 amino acids. The record is from RefSeq and is a predicted model, not a curated record.